UUAAUCUUCGGACUACAACUCCCAGUGUCCGGAGAAAGAAGAAUCCUGGGAAAUGUAGUCUCAUUGGUAGCUGCCUGUGUAACCAAGCAACGAGCUGGGCGGCCGUGGAGGAUCCUGGGAGAUCGUAGCUGGUUGCUAGGAGACGGGAAACGCUGGCCUGUGGAGGAUCGGUGAUCUGGCGAGCAGAAGUACGGUUCAUAGAGCGAGAGCAGCGGCGCCUGUCAGACCCGUAGCUAUGGAGACGGCACUGGAAGACGCGAGGACCCGGCCCCCCGCUCCGGUGCACAUCACGGUUCUCAGAGCACAUGAUCUGAAAGGGGUUAAAGGGGACGCCCCCGUCACCUAUGUCAGGUCUGAAUUCAACAACCUCCUCCUGGGAGACUCCCCCAAGCUCGAAACGACCCCCAGUAAGCCCACCGAGUACAACUUCACCACCAGCUUUGACAUUGGAGGUGAAAGUCCUCACACCCUGGAUGAUGUGGCGCACAAACCCGUCUUAUUGACCAUCAUUGAGAUCUUACCCAAGGAGAAGAAGCAGAAGGAGGAGAAAACAAGCGUCUUAGGGCAGGCGGCCGUGGAUCUGCUGCCCCUGCUGCGAGGUGAAUGUAAUUUCAGGGUCACUGUCCCCCUGCACCCGGUCCACGGGUCUCCUCUGGAAGCUGCCAACCCAGAGGCCAAGCCCGGCCUGGAGGUGGCCGUGUCCGUCCCGAUGCCCUUACUCACUGAGUCACAGAUAAGUCAGGGGAACCUGCUGCGAGUGACCAUGGAAGCCGCCUACUGCGCCCCCGACUCCUGGACGCCCACCGGGCCGCAGUAUAAUUACGUGACCAGCCUUCAGAUACCGUCAGUGGGAGAGAGAGAUUCCACUCUGAUCUUUUCCAAUGGCGUCCUGAAAGGCGGCGGGGAGAGCGAGCCGGUCUGGCGGCAGAAGAGGUGGCCCAUGAGCAGCAUCUCAGCGCCAGGAGCUCAGCAUAUCCCAGAAUCCUUCAUUCUCUCAGGACCCUACGAAGAUGAAGACGGAGAAUUGAACCGCAAAGAGGACAAGGACUUCCGCGUCGAAGCCGAGACCCAUAAAAAGCGAGUGACGUGGGACACAGAGAGGCGCUGCUACCUCGACCAGUCCGCAGUGAUCAGUUUGCAGAAGCGGAUCGCAGAGUGCCGGUACUGGCCGGUGGAGAUAAUGAGGGCCCCUUUUUCCCCUGCCGGCAAAUCCAAAGCAGGAAAAGCCGAAAAACAGGGUGACGAGGACGCGGCGGUCUCUUACCAUGGGGUGGCCUAUGUGAACAUGGUUCCCCUGCUGUAUCCGGGAGUCAAACGCCUGCGUGGCGCCUACAGAAUUCUGGCCUAUCAGGAUGCAGAGGUGCUGGAGAAGACAAAAUGUCAUCACAGCGUCCUGCGUGACUUCGCCCGUCAGAACAGCCUUAUGAGUAAACUGGCAGCCGCCCCGCCAGGCCUCAGCUCUCCUCACGUGAAGCCGGCGCCCAGCCGCCUUGCCAGAGACGAGAAGGGCGCCAAGGAGAAAGACAGCAGCAGACGGCAGAUGUCCGCUGUGUUGAGACCGUCAGAGGUGGCAGACAUUGACCCAGCAGGGGGGACGGCAUCGGCUAACAUCGAGGGGCAGCAAUAUGUGGAUUCCGGGACAUACCUGGUGCUGGAGCUGACUCUGGAGAAACCAUUAGUCCCUAAGCGCAUGGCUGAGGAGAUGGCUUUGAGGGUGAAGGAGCUGGUACCCGCCAGGCCUCAGCUCGGUCGGCGCACGGCCGGGGCACAGAAGGCGGUUGCAGAUUACCACAGCCAGGUCAGCAGCAUAACCAGCGCCAUCUUGGACGACUACUGCCAGCUGUUUGAGCAGCAAGAGGCCAGUGCCAUAGACGUGGAUCCACAGGUCCUGGAGGAACAAAAGUGUCAGCUCAACUACGAGCUAAACUGCUCCGGAAAAUACUUUGCCUUCAAGGAACAGCUCAAGCACUCGGUGGUGAAGAUUGUGAGGGAGAAGUACCUGAAGACCACCGCCUUCGAGGACCGCGAUCAGCUGCAGGCGUUCCUGAGCGAGCUCUACGUCUACCUCGUGGAUCAGAUGCACAGUGCUCUUAACAAGACCCUGUUUGAUGACAGAGAAGAGGCGCCUCCGGCCCCCAUGACGGACACCGAGCAGCUUCUGCGAUUCGCCAAGGAGGCCGAAAUCACUGAAGAUUAUAACCUGGCAGAGAUGUAUUAUCAGGAGCGGCUGGCCCGUGACCGUCAGCGCGUCGACCACUGGUUGGAUUACGGCUGUUUUAAGCUACUGGUCGGUGACUACAUCAAAGCGCAGGAGUGCUUCCACGAGGCCUUGGCCCUAAACCGGGAAGAUUUACACAGCCUGCUCCUGUGCGGUAUAGUAGCGCUUACCAUGGACAGUCACCAGGACGCCGAGGUGUUCUUUGAAGACGCUACAUGUGUGGCCCCCGGCAGCGCCCUGGCCUGGACUAUACUGGGCCUGUUCUACGAGAUCCAGGGAAAUGACAUCAGGAUGGAGAUGGCGUUCUCCGAGGCAGGAAAACUCCACCAGGCGGCGCUAACCGCGGACAGAGGGGCGGAGCAGUCUGACUGUGCGGAACCGGGCGGUGACAAUGCUUCUAGAGGAGGGACUGACAGGACUGCGCUGCCAUCUCCUCGCGGACGGCCCGGCUCGGUAGGGCUUUCUAUGAGCAGCCGACCCCCAGAGGAGAAGACCCCAGGACUCGCCCCCAAGUCUGCUUCAUCGGCGGUCCCUAAAAGCAAAGCUGGAACUGAUGGAGGUGCAGAGGCCGGCGCCAACCACAACCCCUCACCGUCUGCCAGCAGCAUCUACAUGGAGGCCGCUAGAUUCCUGGCACAGGUCAACGCCACGCAGCUUGUCCAGAGGGCGCUGGCGCAUGAACUCUUGUGCCCGGAUGGGGGGCCCAGCUGCCGGUACCACCUCAUGUGUGCCCAGGUGCACCUGCUGAGGAAGGAGUUUGAGGCGGCCAAUGAGAACCUGCGGGAGGCUUCACAGGUGGACCACCAGAACCCUGACGUGUGGGCGCUCACGGGGCACGUGCGCUACAUGAGCGGCAGGAAGGGGGAGGCGCGCCAGUGUUACGAGCAUGCCCUCAGCUUGGUGGCUGAUGCCUCAGAGUUGCACUCUGUCUAUCUCCGCCUGGGAUCCAUCUACCUCCAAGAGGGCGAGUUUGAGAAGGCGAAGACGACUUACCUGCAGGCCUGUAGGCGCUCCCCAACCUGCCUGACCUGGCUGGGAGCCGGCGUCGCUUGUUACAGGCUUGAGGAGCUGCAGGAAGCGGAGGACGCGCUCUCCGAGGCCAAUGCCCUAAAUAACAGUAACGCGGAGGUGUGGGGCUACCUGACCCUCGUCUGCCUGAAGACGAGAAGACAACUGGAGGCCGAACAGUCAUACAAAUACACCAGGAAGUUACUUGUACAGGAUCAGACCCUGUUGACAGAGAUCCAGCAGCUCCAGGAGGAGGUGGGCUUCGGAGACCCGUCCUUCUGAUUACACCUACAGGACAGAGGCCCCCCCCCCCCC
Molecule: messenger RNA, 3541 nt
Organism: Bufo gargarizans (Asiatic toad)
Lineage: Eukaryota; Metazoa; Chordata; Amphibia; Anura; Bufonidae
Gene: CFAP70
Product: cilia and flagella associated protein 70
Exons: 28
Coding region: 236-3508 (1090 amino acids)
Biological process (GO): cilium movement; cilium assembly
Cellular component (GO): motile cilium; extracellular exosome
Molecular function (GO): protein binding
Source: RefSeq, a predicted model, not a curated record